Messenger RNA from Haemonchus placei, 1653 nucleotides. The record is from the annotation of a GenBank genome assembly. NCBI's taxonomy places the organism in Eukaryota, Metazoa, Nematoda, Chromadorea, Rhabditida, Trichostrongylidae.
AUGCGUGGCGCCGUGAACGACGUUGCCACGCCUCUUUUUUGGAGCCGUUUUAAUCAGUACAGCGUCUGUUCGCCACAGUUGAAUUGUGUGCAGGAGUUUGUCGUCAUGAGUGAAGGAAUUGUGAAUCCUGAAUGUGACGACAAACCUACACAUGGAUCCGAUACUGACAUCGUCGCCACCGUGGACGAGAAUGCUUCGGAUAGUAAUAGUGUCAAAUCAGCUGCACUAGUAGAUUUGCACGCUUGCGGAAUUUGUUACCAGCUUUAUAACGAUUCCGAUCGUUUGCCGAAAGUUCUAUCAUGUGGUCACACAAAUUGCCUCAGUUGUCUGAAUAGUUGGCAAAAGCAUGGCUCGUCACCGUUUCCAAUUUGUGCGGUUUGUCGCAAGGUUACUCGCAGACCAAUCGUCUCACUACCGAAUAACUUUCAACUUUUGCAAGUUUUGCGAAGGAUGAAGUUGAUAUCCACUAACUCGGAGCCUGAAACAUCUGCGGAACAACGAAAGUCCACAACUCAAGUUGAAGAAAUGGCACCGGGUAUCACCUCUGUUUGCGAGCAGAUUGACGAGCACAUGAGCGAAGUUGCGUCUUUGCUUGAGAGUCAGCUAGACCAUCUAAACAGUAUGAGUACAAAUGAUGAACAUCCUUAUGCAACAGAAUUCGAUCGUUUACUUCGUAUAGUUGAGAGCGCUUCGGCAGAUCUCAUUUCACAUUGGGAAGUUACAAAACGUCAUCUGCUACACACCAAGAAAGCGAAAUCUCGGACAAGCUCGUCGGUGCCUCCAGUUUUUAGUAUACCGGGGUUAAGCGACUUCUUCGGCAUUGGGAGACAUUUCGAUGAAAUACGAACCGAUUCGGCUAGUGAUGAUCCAUUCGACAGGAUUCAUGAUUUCCUGGGCUUGGAUUCAGACACCCCUCCAAAUGCAUAUUCCGAAUUUUCCCUGUUCGGAAGCGAGACUAGUCACGAAACAGCCGUUAGUGCUAGUGAGGCGUCCUCACAAGACAACGAAAAUUACUCGACAGUUAUUGAGCCAAGGGAGGAGUCCCCUUUCUUGCACAUUUCGCUAAUUCAGACAUUUGAUGGCACGUUUGGCUCAUACUCAUACUGUAGUCUGUGCCACUGCCGACUUCCAACGAACACCGACAGCCAUCGAACUCAUGUGCUAGGAAGACGUCAUCAAUCUGCGCUUGGGCAUACAACUGAUUCGAGCGUGACGGAUGCUAUGCGUUUCCUUGGCUUACAUGUGAACAGAAAUCGUCAACCGAGGCGUCCUCGAACCACUCCACUUUCUUUUGCGAGACGUUUUGCUGAUAUAUUACAUUCUCAGCACCGUGCAAGUACUCCAGAGACGAGCCUAGCGCAGCUUCCGAAAGGACUCGUUCGGCAUACCAAAGCAGUCACCCUUUCUCUGGUAGGCGCUCUUAUCACAGAAAUGGGAGGAAUACGCCGCAAGAAAAUUCGAAUCCUCGAGCCAACACCAUCGAUCAGAAUAACACCAAUUCCUCCGUGCCAUCGCCAAGAACUAGUGCUGGUAACACUACAGAGCCUGCAAACAGCUAUCGUCCAUUGCCAUGGAACCGUGGACGAACUCCUGAAAGUAGUCAUGGUGAAGGCAGCCGUGACCGACGCUGGGAUCCGCGACUCGCUUCUCCUU